AUGCCUAUCCGUCUUCUUUCCCUUCCCACCAAAGAUUUUCAAUACACUCUAAACUGUAUGAAUGAUGGCGAUUUAAUAGCCUUCUCAUUAUGCUCCAAACAUUCCAAAAAUCUCACAAAAUCAUUGAAUCGAAAAAAUUGGAAAACCCGCGCCCGUGUCUUCGAAGAUAGUGUACAACUUGAUCUAAUCGUAUGCCGCUAUGAAGAAGUUCAAAAUCAAGACGAAAAUGAGAUUUAUAUCUCGCUCGACACAAGCUCCAGAAUCGAACCGUACCGUGAUUGCGGAGUGGCUACGGAAAUGAACCGUUGGAGGAAACCAGAAUUCACUGGGACCCACUGGCUUGCUCAUUUUUUGAGCAUCUUUAAUGAAUCAAUGGUUCCGGUUCUAAAGAUCACUAGGGAAUGCAAAAUGGCUUUUCUGAAUACGUUUAUCUUCCCAAAGUGUCCAAUUCUUCGAUUCGAAAGAGAAUGCACAAAUGAGCUCAUCGAACAAUGUGUUUCGAAGUUAUCAGCAGAGCAUUUGUGGAUGAUGAGCAAUCAUCGAUUUUAUCGCCCCAAAUCGAUUCAAUUAAAUUUAAUGGAACGAAUCAGUGGGGACCGAAUUUUAAAGGGAAUCAGAUACGAGAUUUUGGAUGGUCCACGUUAUGGAUUUCUUUACCGAUUGAAGCGGGCUGAUGAAAAGGAGCUCGAGGUUUCGAUUCGACUCGGACGCGACGUCAUUUCCAGCAAAAUGAAAAACUACGAAGCGUGUGAAACGGAAAAUAAAUCAGUUGCCUGUGAGGUUCCAGGCGACAAAAUCGACGGUGGAGUGAUUUGCGGGAAUUCAAAUUUUGAAAUUGAUGAAGGAAUAAAUUCAUCGGCGAAUUUCGCAAUUUUGGAUGUUUCCCAUAGAGAUCAUGAGCAUUCGAAACGGCUGGCAGUGGCAAAUUUUGGCGCCAAAUUGAAUUUUUCGAAAAAUGAUGGAGUGGAUGUUGGAAUUGAUGCGGACUUGGUUAGAUAUGCAUACGAGGGAGAGAAUUUCAAGGUUGGCACUGGCUUAAGCUACUCGACGGGAAUCAAAUUUCAGCCAGAAAGUGUGAAAAUCCAAGUUUUGGGUUAUGGAUUCGAAUACGAUAAUGAUGGUUUUGGGCUGAAAAUUCCACUUCUGGACUUGAAAUUCAAAUGGUGGUAA
Caenorhabditis briggsae is the source of this 1170-nucleotide messenger RNA. The record is from RefSeq and is a predicted model, not a curated record. Bases 1 to 1170 code for a protein of 389 amino acids. Gene Ontology annotation, molecular function: protein binding. The transcript is spliced from 5 exons. Lineage: Eukaryota; Metazoa; Nematoda; Chromadorea; Rhabditida; Rhabditidae.